Lodderomyces oxycetoniae is the source of this 2442-nucleotide messenger RNA. Its product is annotated as Elongator subunit. Gene Ontology annotation, biological process: tRNA wobble uridine modification. Lineage: Eukaryota; Fungi; Ascomycota; Pichiomycetes; Serinales; Debaryomycetaceae. Gene Ontology annotation, cellular component: elongator holoenzyme complex. The coding region runs from base 1 to 2442 and encodes 813 amino acids. Gene Ontology annotation, molecular function: protein binding. The transcript has a single exon. The record is from RefSeq and is a predicted model, not a curated record.
AUGACGUCUCUGGAUAUAGGGCAGGAAGCUGUGUUUAUUGGAGCUAAUAGACAAAAUUACGUUUCAGAUUAUAAUCCGCAGACCUUAACUGUGGCUUUUGGUGCAGCAAAUACGGUGGCACUUUGGAAACCAUUAGAUAAAGAUCAUCGUGGAGUCUAUUUUACUUUGAAAAAGCAUACAAGGGAAGUUACUGGCGUCAAGUUUUUACCAGAUAGUCCCUUUUUGGUUUCAAUUGGGGAAGAUCACUAUGUAAAUAUCUGGAAGCAAAAGGAAAAAGUGUAUGAGCAUUUUCAACAACUCGAAGGUCACAAUUGUUCAGUAACUUGCAUUGCCGAAAUAAACCCCAACGUAUUUGUCACUGGUGGUGCUGAUGGCAAGAUUAUCAUAUGGCUAUACGAUGGGCAAGAGUUUAAAUUGGGUCAAAGAUUUCAAGUGAAACCUAACUUUUUCCCAUUAUCUUUAGCUGUGCAGAAAAUUGAUGACAAUGAAAGUGAUUGUUAUAUUCUUGCAGUUGGCGGUACUGCAACCAAUAUCUACAUAUACACUUUUCAACUAAGUGAAGAUAUUUUGGUCCACAAUUUAUGUAUGAGUGAGGAAUUGACGGGCCAUGAGGAUUGGGUAAAAUGUUUGCAGUUUGUCGUUCAAGUGGAAAACAAAGACUACAUACUUGCUAGUGGAUCUCAGGACCGAUACGUAAGGUUGUGGAGACUAAAACUAAAUGACUCGAUUGUUGACUCUGACCAAGACUCAACGAAAUUAAUUUUGCUUUCAAAUAAACAAUACAAAUUCAAGUAUGGUACCAACGGCAGAGCGGCAUUCAGCUUUGAAGCGUUGAUCAUGGGACACGAUGAUUGGAUCAGUGGCUUACAGUGGCACCCUUCUUACAAGUAUGGCAAUGAUACUUUGUUUGUCGAAAAGAAAUUGCAAUUGUUGACUGCUACUGCCGACACCGCAUUAAUGAUUUGGGAAAUGGACGUUAACUCGGGAAUUUGGGUGUGUGUUAGUAGGUUGGGAGAAAUGUCAAUCAAGGGAGCAUCUACCGCUACUGGUGCAACCGGUGGGUUUUGGUCGUGCCUAUGGUUCACUGAUCAGCCUAACAAGUACGAGUAUGUACUAGCAACAGGUAAAACAGGCUCCAUUAGAGCUUAUAAGUCCAGUUUGUUGGAGAGCGAUAAGUAUUUCACAGAAGUAAUGGGAACUACAGGAGCAGUUGGGCCAGUAACAGAUGUAAGGUGGUCGCUUGGGGGAGAUUAUUUUAUGGCAACAUCUUUGGACCAAACAACAAGGUUAUAUGCACCAUGGAUUGCGGAAACAGUAACUUGGCAUGAAUUAGCAAGACCUCAGAUUCACGGAUAUGAUAUGAUUUGUUGUGAUAACAUCUCAAGUACAAAAUUUGUCUCUGGCGGGGACGAGAAGAUUUUGCGAGUUUUUGAACUUACAAAGUUCAUCAGCGAAAGCUUAAAGGGUAUAAGCGGGAUUGUAAUCAACAGCGAUAACUCUGAACUUCCUGAGUUUGCAUCACUACCGGUUCUUGGCUUGUCCAAUAAGGCCGACACACAAGUACAAGAAGAGGCAAAAAAUGAUGAUAAUGAUGAUGAUGAUAAUGAUAAUGAUAAUGAUGAUGAUAAUGAUGAUGAUGGUGAUGAUAUUGAGCAAGAGCAUCACAUAUCCGUGCCACCUACAGAAUCUUAUUUACAAAAAAAUAGUUUGGCAACGGAGAAUCAGAAAUUAUAUGGUCAUGGUUAUGAAAUUAGUUGUUGCUCGACUUCUCCAAACGGUCAAUUGAUUGCCACUGCAUGCAAAUCAAACAAUGCGAAACAUGCAGUUAUCAAAAUAUUUGUGGUGAGCAAGGAUUAUCAACAAAGCUCGCAAGUUUUAGCCGGUCACAACUUGACUGUUUCAAGUCUUGAGUUUUCUCCCAAUGGGGACUAUUUGUUGGCAGUGUCAAGAGAUAGACUGUUCAGUCUCUGGAAAUUGGAGAAUCAAGAUACCGCUGAGUUUACGCUUGUGCAAUUGAAUGCCAAGGCGCACUCAAGAAUAAUUUGGGAUUGUUCCUGGUUACCAGAGACGGGCUACUUUGUGACAGCUUCUCGUGACAAGCAACUCAAAUUGUGGAGAAUAAAUGAAACGGUUGAACUAGUUAACAAGGUGAAAUUGAACGAGCCAAUAACAUCCGUGUCUGCGUUCAAAGGCGAAAUUUACAACAACAAAUGCAUAAUUGCGGCUGGUCUCGAAAAUGGCGAAAUUGUUUUCUUCUCAGCAUCUAUCACAGAUGGUGAUUUGAAGCAGAAAGCUUCAAUUCCAAAUACUCUCACGCCUUGUGAUAGAAUUCAAAAAAUUAGUUUUAGUAAUAAGCUUAUUGAUAACAAACUAUAUUUAGCAGUCGGGAGCCGGGAUACUUCUACAAGGCUAUAUAGUAUUAGCAACAGUAUAUUUAGAUAA